Quercus robur (English oak) is the source of this 774-nucleotide messenger RNA. RefSeq lists its product as uncharacterized. The coding region runs from base 1 to 774 and encodes 257 amino acids. The record is from RefSeq and is a predicted model, not a curated record. The transcript is spliced from 4 exons. NCBI's taxonomy places the organism in Eukaryota, Viridiplantae, Streptophyta, Magnoliopsida, Fagales, Fagaceae.
AUGAAAUCGGGCUACAAAUUUCUAUCUCCAGGAAUGGAGUCUUCAGGUCCUAGCACACUGCAUGAGGUGCAAGCUGUUUGGAAGAAGCGUGUAGUUCUACAAUUGAAAAAGAUUAAAGAUAAAAGUUACACUGGAGUUUCAGGAGACAUCGGUGUGUAUAAUCCUAAAGUUCAGGAGGGAGGGAGCUCUGCCGCAAUCUAUGUCCUGAAUGGUCCAGAGAAUAAUUUGAAUACUAUCAUAACAGGGUGGAUGAGUGAUGGUUCUAUAAACACAGGCUGCUAUAAUGCUAAUUGCGCAGGUUUUGUGCAAAUUGACAAAAGCAUUUAUGUUGGGUCACCUUUUCUUAAUAUAUAUAUUCCUAAUGGACCUCAAUUAGAGACAUCAGUCUCUAUUGUAAAGGAUUUAGAUGAAGGAAAUUGGUGGAUAUCCAAAGAUGAUAUUAAUAUUGGACAUUUUCCAUCUAAGUUAUUUCAGAAUCUCACCAAAGCAGAAACUGUUGGAUGGGGAGGAGUUACUGUUACUACCCCAAACGGAAUUAGCCCACCCAUGGGAUCUAGAAUAUUUCCAGACAUUGAUUAUCAGCAUAUAUCUUCAUUUAAAAAUAUCUGGUAUAAAAAUGAAAUAGGACUCAAAUAUGGGCCUUAUCGUGAUUACAUUCGCGAGAUCAUCGUUGAUAACCUUGAGUGCUAUGGCUUAGAUUAUAAUGGAUAUCAGGGUAUAAUAGAUGAAUACACCUUUGAGUUUGGAGGACCUGGUGGACAAUGUGGCAAUUAA